AUGGAAACAGGGAUCUCCAACCAGUCAUUGAUUCUCUCCUACACUGAGUUUACUCUCUUGGGUUUCCCUGGGAUAUCUCGAUGGAGGCCCCUCCUGGCAAUCCCAUUCUUUUCUAUGUACUUAGUUAUCCUCAGUGGAAAUUCUCUCAUCAUCUGCCUCAUCUGCAUUCAGAAGUCACUCCAUGCCCCCAUGUAUUUGCUCAUCUCUGUGCUCUUUGCCAUUAACAUCACCAGCAUUAACACCACAUUGCCCAAAUUCCUCCUAGACUUGUUAUUUCGUCUCAACCAAAUUUCUCUCAAUGGGUGUCUUCUGCAGAUGUUUUUUAUUUACUUCUUGAUGGCCUGUGAGUCUGCUGUGCCCGUAUUAAUGUCCUUAGACAGAUAUGUAGCAAUCUGUAGGCCACUGCGUUAUCAUAACAUCAUGACAAAGAGGUUACUGGCCUGGCUCACAGUCAUUGUAAUAGUUCGGAACUGCGUCCUUAUUUGUUCUUUGGUCCUAUUAACCUCUAUGAUCCAGUUCUGCAAGUCAAACAUCAUCCUUAAUUUUACAUGUGAAAACAUGGCACUUCUCAGUCUUGCAUGUGGAGACACCUCCAAACCACAGAAUGCUGGGGUCAUUGCACGCAUCAUUGUCACUGUGAUUGAUGGUAGUCUACUCUUGCUUUCUUACUCAACCAUAAUCUAUACAGCCAUGAAAACUGCUACUGGGAAAUCCAGACACAAAGCUCUUAACACCUGUGGGACACACUUGCUGGUGGCAUUGGUGGUCUAUUUGUGUGGAAUUCCCUCUUCCAUCGAGUGGAAGAUGGAAACAACCCUGCUAACAGACCUUAAGAAUCUAUUCACUGCAUUAUACCUAGUUAUUCCAGCGGCCAUAGACCCCUUGAUAUAUGGUCUGAGGGUGACAGAUAUCAGAAAGAACCUAGUAAAAUUCUGGAGGAAAAAAAAGAUCAAGUUGUUUUCAUCAUAA
This is a messenger RNA of Xenopus laevis (African clawed frog), 969 nucleotides long. RefSeq names its product olfactory receptor 52L1-like L homeolog (gene or52l1l.L). NCBI's taxonomy places the organism in Eukaryota, Metazoa, Chordata, Amphibia, Anura, Pipidae. Bases 1 to 969 code for a protein of 322 amino acids. The record is from RefSeq and is a predicted model, not a curated record. The transcript has a single exon.